AGGGGAACAGAAACAGUAGGGGCGAAAAAUGCACACGCUGAACAACACCACCACCGACUCGCAAGAUCCGAAUUUUGACCCGGACCAGGUUUCCUACCGGACCCAGCAGCAGCAGCCCCUGUCUCAGCCUCGGCGCCCGCGUGGGUUCGCUGCUGCGGCGGCGGCGAGGGGCGCCGCGGGGAGCGACAACGGCGACAGUGGCUCCAUCCGCGGCGGCGGAGGCAGCGGAGGAGGAGGAGCGAAGGGGAAGAGGGAGAGGGAGAAGGAGAAGGAGAGGACGAAGCUGAGAGAACGUCACCGUCGAGCGAUCACCAGUAGAAUGCUCGCCGGACUGAGACAGUACGGUAACUUUCCGCUUCCGGCGCGUGCGGACAUGAACGACGUAAUCGCCGCCCUGGCUCGUGAAGCUGGUUGGACCGUGGAGACUGACGGCACCACUUACCGGCAAUCUCCUCCAACGAACCCAGUGGUGCAUUUUCAGGCAAGAUCUGUUGAAAGUCCACUUUCUUCAAACACCUUGAAGAGCUGCUCUGUUAAGGCUGCAUUAGACUGUCAGCAAUCAGUUCUUAGAAUCGAUGAGAACCUUUCUCCAGUGUCUCUUGAUUCUGUAGUUAUCGCAGAGAGUGAUGCAGGCAAUGAAAGAUACACAAGUGCCAGCCCCAUCAACUCAGUUGGAGGCUUGGAAGCCGAUCAGCUUAUACAGGAUGUUCGUUCGGCACAACAUCAGAAUGCCUUUACCGGGAAUUGUUACGUCCCUGUUUAUACAAUGCUUCCGGCUGGUAUCAUCAACAAUUUCUGCCAGUUGGUAGACCCUGAAGCUGUAAGACAGGAAUUAAGUUACAUGAAGUCAUUAAAUGUUGAUGGAGUGGUAAUAGAAUGUUGGUGGGGCAUAGUGGAAGGAUGGAAUCCCAAGAAGUAUGUUUGGUCUGGCUAUAGAGAGCUCUUCAACAUCGUCAGAGACUUCAAACUUAAACUACAGGUGGUGAUGGCAUUUCAUGAGUAUGGAGGGAACCCAUCGAGUAAUGCGAUUAUUUCUUUACCACAAUGGGUUUUGGAGAUUGCAAAAGAUAAUCCAGACAUAUUCUUCACUGAUCGUGAAGGAAGGAGGAACACGGAAUGUUUGAAUUGGAGCAUCGACAAGGAACGAGUGUUACAUGGACGAACUGGCAUAGAGGUUUAUUUUGAUGUCAUGAGAAGCUUCCGAACAGAAUUCGAUGACUUAUUUGCAGAGGGACUGAUAUCUGCGGUUGAGAUUGGUCUUGGAGCUUCUGGGGAGUUGAAGUAUCCAUCUUUCUCCGAAAGGAUGGGUUGGAGUUACCCUGGUAUCGGUGAAUUUCAGUGCUAUGACAAAUAUUCGCAGAAGAAUCUACAAAAGGCCGCCAAGUCGCGAGAAUACUCUUUCUGGGCAAAGGGUCCUGAAAAUGCUGGCCACUAUAAUUCUAGACCUCAUGAAACUGGUUUUUUUUGUGAUAGAGGUGACUACGAUAGCUACUACGGUCGUUUCUUCUUAAAUUGGUAUUCGCAGUUGCUAAUAGAGCAUGCUGAGAAUGUUUUGUCCCUCGCAAGCCUUGCAUUUGACGAGACAAAGAUUAUCGUCAAGGUUCCAGCGAUUUACUGGUGGUACAAGACUGCUAGUCAUGCUGCAGAACUAACAGCAGGAUACUACAACCCUACAAACCGUGAUGGGUACUCUCCUGUUUUCGAAGCUCUGAAGAAACACUCAGUGACAGUGAAGUUUGUCUGCUCUGGGUUGCAGAUGCUUACCACUGAACAUGACAAAGCAUUAGCCGAUCCAGAAGGUUUGAGUUGGCAGGUUCUGAAUGCGGCGUGGGAUGGGGGAAUGUCCAUAGCGGGUGAAAAUGCAGUUUCAUGUUUCGACAGAGAAGGGUGCAUGAGAAUAGUUGAGAUGGCCAAACCCAGAAACCAUCCAGAGAAUCGCCAUUUCUCGUUCUUUGUUUAUCACCAACCAUCUCCUUUGGUGCAAGGAUCUACUUGCUUUGCAGAUCUGGACUAUUUCAUAAAAUGCAUGCACGGAGACAUACAAAGGUGAGAUGGGGGGGAUGUUUCCAUGUUAGAACGCAGACAGACAGAGCUCUUCUCAAGUGUUGUAGGAUUUGCCGUAAGCCUUUUGCUUGAAGAAACUCUUCCUGAACCGUCUGCUGUUACUUUAGACAGCCAGAUUGGGUUUGAAGUCUCCUAUUUUCGUCUGUUCAGAUUUCGAUGUAAAGCCCUUAGUUUGCAUCAAUGGCGUCUGACAGAAGAGCAAAGGAAGAGUCUGAACUUAUGUUUGUGUAGCAGCUAGUUGCCUUAAAUUAUGAUGAACAUGCUUUUUGCAUCAUAUUAUAUGCAACUUUUACUACAGUUUGGUCUGAAA
Molecule: messenger RNA, 2374 nt
Organism: Tarenaya hassleriana
Lineage: Eukaryota; Viridiplantae; Streptophyta; Magnoliopsida; Brassicales; Cleomaceae
Product: beta-amylase 8
Biological process (GO): polysaccharide catabolic process
Molecular function (GO): beta-amylase activity
Source: RefSeq, a predicted model, not a curated record